AUGGAAAACAAAAGUCAAGAGCCCAACGUUAGUAAAGACAGUCAACUACAAGCUGGUGUCGUAAUGAGUUCUAGUGUAUUGUAUGAUGUUGAGACAGAUUCCAUGUGUGCAAAUGAAGACAAACAAACAAGAAGAAAAAAACGUGAAGAUGAUGCUGAGUUACAAAUGAUGAAUGAAGUCGAGCCUGAAAAAUAUAAAACGACGAUGAACAGCACAAAGGAGAUUGACGAAAUUGUUGACAAUUCACAGUCCGAGACUGAAAACGAUGAACGAAGACUCUCUCAAUCAUUUGGGAAGACAAUGAGUCUUUCUCAAUUGGAAAAAUUGAAUUUAUCAGAAUUUUCCUCUACUUCAACAUCAAGCGGUCAUUUAUCAGACCUCCACGACAAUGACCUGAUGAUGGAUUUGUUUGAAGACAAUGUUAAUAACAAUCGAGUAACAUCAUCGCAAAAUUCAACUAGUAUGAAAAACGAUAGUCAAGAAACAUCAUCACAAAAUUUAGCUACCAAUGACAAAGAAGAUGCAGUAACUUCAUCCCAAAAAUUAAAAAGAAAUCACAGAACUGCAUUACAAGCAGCAGUAGCCGAACGCGGUGAUGGGACGGCCGAAGCAUUCAAAAAAAGGUUAAACCAAGUAGCUGUCAGGCGUUUCCUUUCCAUGGCACCUCGAUCUUACGACAUAGCUAAAGUCUUAGAUGACGAACGUUCCUUCGAAACUAAAUACCGAUGUUUUGGCGACAAAGAUAAGACCUCAGAACGUCCUAAUAAUCCCUAUCCUCACGACAGAGAUUCCGACCUAAGGUUUGCCCGUUUUGUCCAAAAUCAGAUGUAUACAGGCGAAGGUUAUUAUCGGAACAGAUCACGGGGCCGCUCGCAAAGUAGAAAUUACAGGGGCCCACCGGCCGGAACAUCAGGAAGUACCACCGAGACUCGCGAAGAGACAGUGCUAGCCAUUGAUAAAGCCAUUCCCCCUCCACCUAAACCUGCCCAAAAACCCUCUGUGACAGAUCAAUCAAUAAAUGAAUUAAAAUUAAUGCUCGCGGAAGUGAUUAAAAUCCAGAAAACUAACUCAGAAUCCCGCCAUCGCGAUCGAUCAAAGUCCAGACACAGGUCAAAACAUUCCAAAUCGAAAGAUCACUCGAGCAGAAAAUCACGCAGAUCCCCGUCGAGUUCGGAAACCAGUAGUAGUUCAUCCUCAUCCGAAUCAGAAGAAGAUACCCAUAAAAAGUCCAGAAGUAAGUAUUCGAAGUCCUCCAAGUCGCAUGAAAAGUCUAAACAUACGAGCCGUAAAAAUCGAGAUGAAAAGUCAGCUCCCUCAUCUCGUGAUCAGUCCAAAACCAGGUCCUCGAGCCAACAUUUAAACGGGGAAACAGCUCGCCGUUCCGACGCUGCAACGGGCCAAGCGAAAAAGCGUCCAGACUCCUAUAUUGUCGCCGCAGGUUAUGCCCAGAUGAAAAAGAUGCAGAAGUCAUAA
Molecule: messenger RNA, 1473 nt
Organism: Diachasma alloeum
Lineage: Eukaryota; Metazoa; Arthropoda; Insecta; Hymenoptera; Braconidae
Product: NKAP family protein CG6066-like
Exons: 3
Coding region: 1-1473 (490 amino acids)
Source: RefSeq, a predicted model, not a curated record